UUUUCUGUGUAGCGACAAAAAGGUAAACAAGUCUCUUUAAGGCGCAUUCAGCCCCAAGAUAACGUUUUCAAGAAAGAAACGGUGCGGUCCAAAGCCUCUAGUGUAACCACUGCCUCGAGGCUGAUUUAUUCCCUAAAGUUGGGAAGUGUUGGAAAAACUUGUAUUCUCAAUUUCGAGAGUGCAAGUUCUCACCGCCCCGGGGGGCAUAUGUUCAUAGCACAGCCUUAGCGAGACUUGCAAGGACUUGUCCAGAAGACCCUUUCCUGCCUCAGACGGGGCUCUCCCUGCAGCGACCCCCCAAACCUCCCCGGCGCCGGCCAGCCCCCCCACGCCCAAUCCCUCGGCGCCGCAAACCGCGUUCCCAGGGAUGUUCCGCCUGCCUCGCGGGCUCGCAGCUUCGCAUCCAGCCCCAAGAAAAACGAGUAGCCUGGUUUCCUGAGAUCUCGCCCUCAAGAGAAAUCCUAGCAGUCAUGCGGAGCCAGCCGGCUAAGUCCGCCGCCCACGCGCGCACCCCCCCGGCCGCCCCCAGAGCGCGUCCCGCGCCAGCCCAGUGGCCGAGCAGAGAAGACUCACCAGUGACAAGAGAACCCAGAUCCCGGACAUGGCUGUGCAGCAAUCGCCGAAGUGAAGGAGCCUUUCCAACCGGCACCAGGGUGAGCUACGCACCCGGACCCUGUGAAGCAGCUCCAGCCGAGAUGUGCGAGGAGGAGGACAGCACCGCCCUGGUGUGUGACAAUGGCUCUGGGCUCUGUAAGGCCGGCUUUGCGGGGGAUGAUGCUCCCAGGGCUGUUUUCCCAUCCAUCGUGGGACGUCCUCGACAUCAGGGGGUGAUGGUGGGAAUGGGACAGAAAGACAGCUACGUGGGCGAUGAAGCACAGAGCAAAAGAGGAAUCCUGACCCUGAAGUACCCGAUAGAGCACGGCAUCAUCACCAACUGGGAUGACAUGGAGAAGAUCUGGCACCACUCUUUCUACAAUGAGCUUCGUGUUGCACCUGAAGAGCAUCCAACCCUGCUCACCGAGGCACCCCUGAACCCCAAGGCCAACCGGGAGAAAAUGACCCAGAUUAUGUUUGAGACUUUCAAUGUCCCAGCCAUGUAUGUGGCUAUUCAGGCGGUGCUGUCCCUCUAUGCCUCUGGACGUACAACUGGCAUUGUGCUGGACUCUGGAGACGGUGUCACCCACAACGUGCCCAUCUAUGAGGGCUACGCCCUGCCCCACGCCAUCAUGCGUCUGGACCUGGCUGGCCGAGAUCUCACCGACUACCUCAUGAAGAUCCUGACCGAGCGAGGCUAUUCCUUCGUGACCACCGCUGAGCGUGAGAUUGUCCGGGACAUCAAGGAGAAACUGUGCUACGUAGCCCUGGACUUUGAGAAUGAGAUGGCCACCGCUGCAUCCUCCUCCUCCCUCGAGAAGAGCUAUGAGCUGCCUGAUGGGCAGGUGAUCACCAUCGGGAAUGAGCGUUUCCGCUGCCCCGAGACCCUGUUCCAGCCCUCAUUCAUCGGGAUGGAGUCUGCUGGCAUCCACGAGACCACAUACAACAGCAUCAUGAAGUGUGAUAUUGAUAUCAGGAAGGACCUCUAUGCUAACAACGUCCUCUCUGGGGGUACCACCAUGUACCCCGGCAUUGCUGACCGCAUGCAGAAAGAGAUCACGGCCCUGGCCCCCAGCACCAUGAAGAUCAAGAUCAUCGCCCCUCCCGAGCGCAAAUACUCUGUCUGGAUUGGCGGCUCCAUCCUGGCCUCCCUGUCCACCUUCCAGCAGAUGUGGAUCAGCAAACAGGAGUACGAUGAGGCCGGGCCAUCCAUCGUCCACCGCAAAUGUUUCUAAGACACUGCCCUGCUCUCUGUCUGUCUCUAUACACACUGUGAACGUUCUGUGGAAUAAUGCCUUCAAUUCUUUUCCAAAUCAUUCCUAGCCCAAUCUCUGACUCGUUACCUAUGUGUUUUUUAAUAAAUCUGAGAUGUGUUACCUGUAA
Messenger RNA from Odocoileus virginianus texanus, 1977 nucleotides. The record is from RefSeq and is a predicted model, not a curated record. Lineage: Eukaryota; Metazoa; Chordata; Mammalia; Artiodactyla; Cervidae.